AUGGGGUAUAGCAGUAGGGACUGCUGCAGUUGGGAUGGAGUCAAGUGUGACAUGUUAACGGGUCAUGUUAUAGGCCUGGACCUUAGUUGCAGUAAGCUUUCUGGAAUUAUUCAUCCCAACAACAGCCUCUUCCAAAUUCAUCAUCUUCGGAGACUAAACCUUGCUGGCAAUAACUUCAGUUCUUCAUCAAUUCCAAGUGGCAUUGGACACUUAAGGAAUUUGAGGCAUCUCAACCUUUCUGAAUCUUACUUUGGUGGUAAAAUCCCAACAGAAAUCUCAUACCUUUCCAAGUUGGUUUCACUUGAUCUUUCUUUAAAUGGGGAUGAAUUCCAACUUGAUCAGAAAACAUUUGAGACACUGCUUCGGAACUUCACAAAUCUGAAGGUAGUUUCUCUCUCUCAUGUCAACAUCUCAUCUCCAAUACCUAUGAAUGUGUCUUCUUCCUUAAGGUACGUGAAUCUAGAAGGUACCAAUUUGCAAGGUGUUCUGACAGAGAGCUUCUUUCUUCUACCAAACUUGGAAAGGCUCAAAUUGGGUUACAAUCAUUUCACUGGCCAAAUUCCUAAUUCCAUUGGCAACCUAACCCAAAUUAGGGAGUUAGAUUUAGGUUAUAAUUAUUUCACUGGCCAGAUUCCUAAUUCCAUUGGCAACCUAACCCAAAUUAGGGAGUUAUAUUUAGGUAGUAAUCAUUUCACUGGCCAUAUUCCUAAUUCCAUUGGCAACCUAACCCAAAUUAGGGAGUUAUAUUUAGGUAGUAAUCAUUUCACUGGCCAAAUUCCUAAUUCCAUUGGCAACCUAACCCAAAUUAGGGAGUUAGAUUUAGGUGAUAAUUAUUUCACUGCCCAGAUUCCUAAUUUCAUUGGCAACCUAACCCAAAUUAGGGAGUUAGAUUUAGGUGCUAAUCAUUUCACUGGCCAGAUUCUUAAUUCCAUUGGCAACCUAACCCAAAUUAGGGAGUUAGAUUUAGGUGCUAAUCAUUUCACUGGCCAGAUUCCUAAUUCCAUUGGCAACCUAACCCAAAUUAGGGAGUUAGAUUUAGGUUUUAAUCAUUUCACUGGCCAGAUUCCUAAUUCCAUUGGAAACCUAACCCAAAUUAGGGAGUUAGAUUUAGGUGCUAAUCAUUUCACUGGCCAGAUUUCUAAUUUCAUUGGCAACCUAACCCAAAUUAGGGAGUUAGAUUAG
Messenger RNA from Lycium barbarum (goji berry), 1182 nucleotides. RefSeq names its product receptor-like protein 9DC1. The record is from RefSeq and is a predicted model, not a curated record. Lineage: Eukaryota; Viridiplantae; Streptophyta; Magnoliopsida; Solanales; Solanaceae. The transcript has a single exon. The coding region runs from base 1 to 1182 and encodes 393 amino acids. Gene Ontology annotation, molecular function: protein binding.